UUAUUUGUCCAUUUUAAUGAAGCUCUCAUGGUCCAAGAAAAGGGUUAGGAAAUGUUUAAUAUCAAGAGCAAAACUGAGGACUUUCAGGCAGAUGAUCCUGUUUAUGGAGGAGGUGAAGUGGAAUAUAGGACCAGCUUCUCAGAGAGGGAGCCUUGCACAAUCAAAAAGAGUAAAACAGAGAAAUUUAACAAAAAUGGGGAGCCAGUCCGGCGGGGGAGAAUGAAUCUUGACCACCCGCGGAUUAUAGACGUGCAGAACUAUAGUGUUUUUGUAGCUACCUGGAAUGUGGCUGGAAGAUCCCCACCAAAUAAUUUGAGUCUUGAAGAUUGGCUUCAUGCCUCACCUCCUGCAGACAUUUAUGUCCUUGGAUUUCAAGAGAUAGUUCCUCUAAAUGCUGGUAAUGUUCUGGGGGCAGAAGACAAUGGUCCUGCCAAAAAAUGGCUGGCUCUCAUUCGAAGGACUCUUAAUAAUCGUCCUGGAACUAGUGGAAGUAGUGCUUGUUAUACACCAUCUCCCAUUCCUGAGCCAAUUGUAGAAAUGGAUGCAGAUUUUGAGGGAUCAGCUAGAAGGAAGAAUUCAUCCUUCUUCCAUCGCCGAUCAUUUCAGACUACUCACAGCUGGAAAAUGGACAAUGACCCUUCCAUUUCACAACCAAGACUUGAUCGACGAUUCAGUGUUUGUGAUAGGGUGAUAUUUGGUCACAGGCCAAGUGACUUCGACCCAAAUUUUAGAUGGGGUCACAGGCCUAGUGAUUACUCUAGACCCAGUGAUUACUCCUACUCCAGACCUAGUGAUUACUCCAGGCCUAGUGAUUACUCAAGAUGGGGUUCGUCCGACGAUGAUAACGGUCCAGGGGAUUCACCAAGUACUGUAUUACACUCACCAAUGUCCUAUGGUGGAUCUGCAUCCAUGGACCAUGGUUAUAGGAUGCCAGGAAAUUCAAGGUACUGCCUAGUUGCUAGUAAGCAGAUGGUUGGCAUAUUCCUCACCGUAUGGGUGAGAAGUGAAUUGAGAGAUCAUGUUAAAAACAUGAAAGUAUCUUGUGUUGGCAGAGGGCUGAUGGGUUAUCUUGGAAAUAAGGGAUCUAUCGCAGUCAGCAUGUUAUUGCACCAAACAAGCUUUUGCUUUAUUUGUAGUCACUUAACCUCUGGACAGAAAGAGGGGGAUCAGCUAAGAAGGAAUGCUGAUGUUAUGGAGAUCUUGAGAAAGACGAGGUUUCCACGUGUUCAUGGUGCGGGCGAUGAGAAGUCCCCAGAAACAAUCCUUCAGCAUGAUCGAGUAAUUUGGCUCGGGGAUUUGAAUUAUCGUAUUGCCCUCUCUUACCGAUCUGCCAAGGCACUUGUUGAGAUGCAAAAUUGGAGGGCAUUGUUGGAAAAUGACCAGUUGCGAAUAGAGCAGAGACAACGUCGUGUUUUUGUGGGAUGGAAUGAAGGAAAGAUUUAUUUCCCACCAACAUACAAGUAUUCAACUAAUUCAGACAGAUAUGCAGGGGACGAUAUGCACCCGAAGGAGAAGCGCCGAACACCUGCUUGGUGUGAUCGAAUUUUGUGGUAUGGAGAAGGCCUUCACCAGUUAUCUUAUGUACGCGGGGAAUCUAGGUUCUCUGAUCAUAGACCAGUUUAUGGCAUAUUUUGGGCUGAGGUCGAGUCGAGUCAUAGCCGAUUGAAGAAGAGCAUGAGUUAUUCUAGUUCCAGGAUUGAAGUAGAGGACCUUUAUCCAUAUUCACAUGGCUACACUGAACUCAGCUUUUUUUGAUGGAUGGGAAGAAGUUAUGACCUACAAUCAAGUUGUAAAUAUCCAUGGAGGAGUUUAAUGGGUGUUCUGCAUAUCAAGUAUGGCUAGCAUCAUCUCAUUCAAUCAGGCGGGAAUCACUUCAAAAAUUGCUAUCCAUGAAGGGUGAUGGAGACAUUCCAUUGCCCACUAACCAAGAAAGGUGUAAAUUUUGUAACUUGACUGGAUAACUAACUCCACACAUAGCCAACUCAGUGUACCUUUGAUCUUCAUAUAUUGUUACAAAAUAACUUACCAGUUUCAGUACAAGGCAUAAUUCAAUUACCUGAUCAACAAACACCCACCUUCAUGGCGUUUCUGAGUUCGGUAAAAGCUUUUGCAGCUCAGCACAUUGAAUAGAGAACUCAGGACAGCCAAGUGGGUAGAGGAUUAUUUUGUUCAUGAUUCUUUUGUUAGUUUAGGACAUAUUUUUGAUGACUGAAAGAUGGUCAAUUUAAUCAUUUGUGUACUUACUUUUUGUUUUAAAGGCAAAGUGAAGAGAAUUUUGAUGGAUACUCAAUUACCAAAGUGAUAGAAGAGAAAUAUAAAAAAUA
This is a messenger RNA of Pistacia vera, 2324 nucleotides long. RefSeq names its product type IV inositol polyphosphate 5-phosphatase 7-like. The transcript has 13 exons. Gene Ontology annotation, biological process: phosphatidylinositol dephosphorylation. The coding region runs from base 52 to 1755 and encodes 567 amino acids. NCBI's taxonomy places the organism in Eukaryota, Viridiplantae, Streptophyta, Magnoliopsida, Sapindales, Anacardiaceae. The record is from RefSeq and is a predicted model, not a curated record. Gene Ontology annotation, molecular function: phosphatidylinositol-4,5-bisphosphate 5-phosphatase activity; phosphatidylinositol-3,4,5-trisphosphate 5-phosphatase activity; inositol-polyphosphate 5-phosphatase activity.